GUUAUGUAUGUACGUACGCGCGGUUAUGCGUCGCGGAUGACGAUAAUUACAAUUUCCUCGCGUAAUUGGUUUCACGACGAUCAUUAGGUAUGCGCUGACCUCGAGCAGAGAGGCACUUCUCGCACGCGUGAUUCGUUUUUAUCGACGGCGAGAACGGAAAAAAACUCCGGUGGCGCGAGCCACCGUGUUACGCAGCAAUAUCGUCACGAGUCAUCCGCGGUUAUCUGGCACGACACGACGGGACAGGUCCGAGGGGAUCGUAAAUGAGACCGAAUGAACUGAUCGCGCUCCGUACCGAGGGAUUCGUAACAGCGUCGCGAGCGAACGAUGUACACGUGGAAGCUGACCGGUCAUGCUCUCAGAAGGAUCAACACCGGCUGUUACGGCUGCGGUGACGGCGGUAGGUUAGCGCUCGUUCUGCAACACUGCGGCGGCCCGAGGACGCAGGGUCGCGGCAAAUUCGGCAGCUACCGCAGGAGGAUAAGCUCGUGGUUUCGGGAGCAGGGCACGCAGGUGGCCCAGGCCUGCAAGAGGCAGUUCGAGUUCGUGGCGGCCCAGCGGAUCAGGCGGUACAUACAGAUAUUCCACCUCUACACGAGGAUAUGGGACGAGGUGGCACUGAGGGAGUUCAUGCGCCUGUGGAGGCUCAGACUCGCUAGAAACGCCAAGAACUUCCUGAUAAGCGCGGCCGGCGUGAGCGUGUACAACUGGGAUCGCGACAGGAUAAGCGACGAAGAGAUUAAUAGGUAUAACAGUGAGAUCGAAGGAAUUUAUAGAUUACGAGACUCUACAGUGGUCUGCACAAAGUGUAAUUUGCGUAUCAUUAUCGACACUGUACAGCCUGAUGUGAAAUACUGUAAAUGUAGUGGAGUCCAGUCUCCCGCCGCUUCUAAUGAAGACUCAGGUGGCUGGCAACCUUUUAUCGAGCGUCAGGAUAUGUUAAUAUGGAGGAAAAUAGAGCCUGGUUCCGGUGGAUUAUUUGCUUAUAAAGUUUACGGUACAUUCUCCGAUGUUACUGCCGAAGAUUUUCUGCAAGUACAAAUCGACGUAGAUUAUAGAAAGCAAUGGGAUCCGACUGCUCAAGAGUUACAGAUUAUUGAGACUGAUCCAAAGUCCGAAUCAUCUGUUAAUCGUAGUACUGAUGUUAUCCAUUGGGAAAUGAUCUGGCCUAAAUUAUUUUCUAACAGAGAUUACGUGUAUCAACGACGAUGGGUCAUGGAUGGAGAGAAGGGACUUGUAGUCAUUGUCAGUCGAGUGACGGAACAUCCGAAUAUACCAGAAAGGCGGGGAAUUUAUAGAGUCAAGACAUAUUGGUCAUACAUGGUGAUAAAGCCGUAUACCGAAUUUCACGAGCCAGGCAUUGAGUUUGGGCUUACUUACUUUGAUGAUCCUGGAGUCGCUGUACCAUCUGCUGUCACUGCUUGGGUAGCACUGAGAGGUUUACCAGACUUUCUAAUUCGCAUGAGAGAGGCCUCAAAGAAAUACCAAAAAUAUAAACUGAUGAAGAAAAAUGCACCUGACGGUCUCACUUUAUCUGAAGAGGACGUUUCCAAGGAGCAAAUCGAAGUAGAAGAUAAGUUAAAAAACGAUAAGACAUUGACGAAAGAUCAUAAAGAUCAACAGGACGAUUCUACUAAUGAUUCUACUAACAAGUUGGAUCUAACACAUGGUGUACAGCAAGAAGAUGACUUGGCGGAAAGUGAAAAUAAGGAUGCCACUACUGCACCCAAAGAACAGCAAGGUUUACUACAUUAUUUCUAUCUUACGAAAUUAUUUGCAUUUUUGGAUCUUUGACAAAUAGAUUUAAUGAAGUAACUUUUGGCUAGUAGAUGUUUUAACAUGAUUUCGCGCAUGGAGGAAACAAUAAUCCGCCAGUAAAACUAUAAAACAGAUUCAUGGAUGACAUAGUGGAACAAGUGAUAUUUUAUUAACGUAUAUUGGAUGAUAUGAUUUCAUAGACAAUAAGAAUGAAAUUGUGUGAAUAUAACAACUAUUCAACUUUUUUUUUUAAUGGUAUGGUUUCCAUUUUUUAUAAAAAGGAGAAACAAAAAUACUAAGCAAGAAGUGAGACUGAUUAGGUAUGUCCAUCGCCUUUAGUCCAUUUAUUCAUCAAAAAUUUGCAUUAUUAUGUGUCGUAAUGAACAAAGAGCAAGCAGAAUGUAUUCUGAUUUUUAAGAUUGUUGAAACGUAAUAUGUUGAGAGCUACUUAAAUUUGAAAAUUUAUGUAGCAAAAAAAUAUUUGUACAAAGCAAAUUGAAUUUAUUAUAUCUCUACAUAGUAUGAGACAUAUAAGAGAUAUUUGUAUAAUGUAUAUAAUUAUGCAGGGUACAACUAAAAGUUAAGCUAAACUUUAGGGGCACAGUUUUCACAUCUUGAAGAUGAAAAACUUUUCUUUUAGCUAUUGCUAAAUAUUAAACAUAUGCCUAUUUGACUUUAAGUACAAAAAAUAUACACUAAUUGAGCUAAAAGAAAAAAACUUUUAAUGAGCAGUUCAAUCAGAAGAAUAUGUACAAGAUGUACUAAAAGAUAAAACAAGACAUCUUGUGUGCGCCACGAAAAACCUAAUAGGUACGAAUAUUAAUAGACUCUCAAUAUAUACAGUUUUAUUUUAUAAAUUUAUUUAUAAUUGUAGUAAAACAUUCCUAAAUUUUGUUUAUUAAUCAAUAUUAAGGGGAUCCUGGAGGGAUAACCGAAUUCUAUAUGACAUUGUCAGUUUAACGACGAUUUAUGUAUAUAUAUUUAUAGAUAUUAAUGUAGUAACGUGUAGUAAUGUGUUUGUGUUUACUACCAUAUCAAUAUCGCUUACAUACAUCGUAAAAAAUUUUCGUAUAUAGGUUUCGCGAAAAUUAGAUAUCUAAAUCUAAUUCUAAGAAUUUAAUAUAGUUUCUUCAUAUAAUCUAUUAAAUUAACCAUCGUUUUAAGUACAAAUUACAGAGUUUUUAUAUCAAGCACAUGUCAUGACUUGACGGCUCUAAACUCACGCCGGCCAUAUAGUGCUAAGAAAUGAUAAAGUCUGAAUUACAAAAAUUUUUUUCGUUUUCGGUAUAAACUCCGGGCACCCGACAUUAAUGCAUAUACUUUAAUUCUGGAACAGGAAUUCCAAAUCUAUUAAAGUAAUAUGUUAAAUUUAUUAAAGAAAACCCUAUACAAAAAUUAUUGCAUUUAAUCGGUAAAACAGACAUAUCUCCAGGAUAAUGAUCCCUUUAAUAACGUUAAUUAAUACAUUGAAUGAUACAUCACUGCAUGUAACAUAAAUCUAUUUGUCAAAUCAUAGACAUUUAUGAAAAAAUUGUUGAAAUAUGACGUUGCAGUAUGGAAGAAUAAUGAUACAUUCGCAUAAUGGUGCAAGACACAAAAUUACGCUUAGAUUUUGCAUGUACAGUCCAUUGGAUUCAUCUAAUUUGUUGUUGGUUUAUAUAACUUAUUCAAUAUCCUUUAGGCGAUGGUGUUCAAAUCUCAUGUCAUUAAGUAUAAUGUAUAUCUGUGGAGAAUUUCUUUGUGCGAAGAAUUUUCUCUGUGAACAGAACUGCCAGUAACUUUUAAGUAUGAACAGUAAAAGACAGCCUUAUGAGAUGGAAAUGCAGAUAAAAUUUGUGAAUUACAGAAAUUUAAGCAAAUCUUCUCAAUAAAUGUAUUUUUAUCAACAGUAUUAAAACUUCUCAAUGACACGAAAUUUUACCUAUCACUAUCUAAGAGAUAUUGGAUAAGUUCCAGUGUUAAAUGUAUAUUAACUUUUAGAGGAUGGAAGAGAAUUCAGGCCCGGUUUCACAAAUGAUAGAUUAACUUUAAUUUCGGUUUAACUUACUGUUUAUCUGUUUCCAAUUCUUAGAUUAGAAAAAAAUAAAGUGAAUUGAACUUCGGUUAAAUCGACUUAACCAUGAAACCAAGUUUUAAUUUUAAUACUUACAGUUUUUCCUUGAGUAAGAUUUAUUAUAUUCAUUAUAUUCCUAGCUUAAAAAUGUAACAGUUUCAGAUUCACUAUAGUGACUUCUCGUCCUGUAAAGAUUAAUACAUUCUAAUGUACUAUAUCAAAUGUUAUUUUAAUGAUAUAUAUUGAAUUAAAAAAUAUAUUAAUUUAAAUAUACUGAAUGCCUAUGCGAGCCGAUACAGGUGUUAAUAAUUUUUAUUGUUACGAUAUCCAACCACAUACAAACUGCGCACCUCCCACUUGAAAGAGGAUUCUUAUAGAUGCAUAUUAGCAUCAAAAGAUAUUAAAUUGCUCUUCAAUUUAAUUCGUUACAAGUGGAUUCCGACUUCAUGUAAGAACUGUGUUUCAAGACCGACAAAAAUUAUGGCGCGCAGUUUGUGAUUGGAUAUUGUAACAAUAACAAUUAUUACACACCCGUAUCGGCUCGCAUAGGCAUUAUUUUAGUAUAUUUGAUUUAAUCUUACGAACCUAAUUCCUUCAAAUUAAAUUUAUAUUAAUUUAAUUAAUGUU
Molecule: messenger RNA, 4438 nt
Organism: Wasmannia auropunctata (little fire ant)
Lineage: Eukaryota; Metazoa; Arthropoda; Insecta; Hymenoptera; Formicidae
Product: stAR-related lipid transfer protein 7, mitochondrial-like
Exons: 6
Coding region: 328-1794 (488 amino acids)
Molecular function (GO): lipid binding
Source: RefSeq, a predicted model, not a curated record